AUGUAACAUUAGUGUGACAUCAUGUUGGUAUGUUACGUUGUGGGAGAUGUAAAUCAAAACAAGAACUAAAACGUAAGAACAGGUCAUUCUCUGUGUGCAAAAUUGGGAUGACAUCAGCUAGCUCAAUGGUAUGUAUAACUAUAUAUUUAGGCUUAUAAUAACAUUAGAGCAGGGGCGGACUGACAACUCAUGGGGCCCCCGGGCAAUAGGGGAUCAUGGGGCCCCUGUGUCCUUGCCCAAACUCAAAAACGCCUUUGAAAAAGUUACCAGGGGCAUCUCAUGGGGCCCCCUACUGACCCCGGGCCCUUGGGCAGUGCCCGAGUUUCCAAAUGGUCAGUCCGCCCCUGCA
Messenger RNA from Staurois parvus, 349 nucleotides. Lineage: Eukaryota; Metazoa; Chordata; Amphibia; Anura; Ranidae. The record is from the annotation of a GenBank genome assembly.